Chlorocebus sabaeus (green monkey) is the source of this 3890-nucleotide messenger RNA. Its product is annotated as tryptase alpha/beta-1. NCBI's taxonomy places the organism in Eukaryota, Metazoa, Chordata, Mammalia, Primates, Cercopithecidae. The record is from RefSeq and is a predicted model, not a curated record. Gene Ontology annotation, biological process: proteolysis. Gene Ontology annotation, molecular function: serine-type endopeptidase activity.
CCAUGUGGGCCAGGAUAGUCUCGAUCUCCUGACCUCAUGAUCUGCCCUCCCAAAGUGGUGGGAUUACAGGCGUGAGCCACUGCACACGGCCACCUGCUUGUUUUUGAGUAGCCCCCACGUCUCGUGAAUACUCUGGAGUGUUCUGUUCCAUGCUGGAUUGUGUUAUAUUCCUUGACAUCAUUUUGGAUGUGUUCUCACAGGCAGUUAAGUUACUUGCAAUCAUUUGGAUCCGUCUGCGGUUUGCUUUUCAGCUUUGUGAGGGUGGGUCCAGAGAAGCCUUUGGUUUCAGGAAAAUUUUCUCCCCUAGUACCCUUCGAUACCCUUCUGAGGACUCUCCAAUGACUGCCUCUGACAAGGUUUCUACACUUCGCUGGUGGGGACACGCAGUAUUCCCCGCUCUGCAGGCACUCCUGGAUUCCUCUGCCCACCUUCUUUGGUGGCUCUUGUUUCUGACGUGACUUCUGCGUCUCUGCAUCUCCGGCACUGGGCCAAGGACGCCAGGGGACCCCCCUGCGGAUGCCUCCGGGCAUCUGUACAGUUCUCUCCUCUCCAGUUUUCUGUCUCAUGAGUCCUUGCUGCCUGGGCCUCUCCACAUGCCAAGGUCCAUCUCUCCAGCCCACAAGCUCCUGGGACAGAGCUUCCCGUUGCUGCACUGAGUCCCGACAUGGUCACUGUCAUCUAACUCGGCUCCCCACCCUUCUCUCGGGGACAUUGCCCCGUGUGGCCUCUUUCCCAAUGUCUGUCAAUGGCCUGGGACCCAGCCCUGCAGCACCCCAGGUGAGGGGCCGGGAUCGGGGCAGGAUGCCCAGGACUCGCCCUGAUGGGCCCAGUGUUAGCCAAAGCCCUCGCAUCCCCAUGGUGCUGAUUGGUCCGCAUCCCAGGCCUGACCCAAUCCGAGCGUUCCUAGGAGGAGGGACCAGAGGCCCUGACGCGGGGGUGCCAGAGCCCUCUGCACACCCCAGCCCUGGCGUCCCGCGUGUCCCCGGGUUCCCCCAGCCCUGGCGUCCCGUGUGUCCCUGGGUUCCCCCAGCCCUAGGGUCCCCUGAGUCUCUUCUUCACUGUCAACCCUGGUGUCUCCCGUGUCCCUGCCCCAACCUUAUCCCUGGUGUCCCCCAUCACCCCAUCCCCUCACUUCCUGGGCUCCUGAGGGUCCCAUCUUGCGGGCCUCGUUCAUGGAACCAGGACGGGGCAGGUGGAAGCCUCUGGGGAGUCUGUCCAGAGAAUGGAUGAGGAGCAGGGUCGUGAGCAGGAGCGGUCUGGGCCACCCCUGCCUGUCCCCUGGGGAUGCUGCCUGGAAGGAGUUCAGGUGGAUAUGGCCUCGGUGUGCAGCGUCAGCCCCAAACCAGGCUGGUCCCAGGCAGGGUGGGGGCAGGGGGAGCCCUGGAGUGGCCCUGUGUUGGCAGCUGGGGGACAGGUAGGGGGUCCUGGGGCUCAGAAGGGGAGGAGGUGGGCUGGAGGCCUCAGUGACCAGCAGGCCCAGGGGAGUUGGGAGGUGGGGUGGACGGACCUGUAGGGACAGUGUCAGUGCUGGAUGGACGGAGAGCACAGGGAGCGGAGACCGGGGGUGAGACCAUGGGGAGCUGGGUCUGGGCUGGAGGUGAGUCCGUGAGGAGCUGGGCUGGGUCUCCUGGGGUGAGUCCGUGGGGAGCUGGGUCUGGGCUGGAGGUGAGUACACAAAGAGCUGGGGCUGGGGCUGGGGUGAGUUCGUGGGGAGCUGGGCUGGGGCUGGGGUGAGUCCGUGGGGAGCCAGGCUGGGUCUCCUGGGGGUGAGUCUGUGAGGAGCUGGGCUGGGUCUCCUGGGGUCGCACCCCACUCCCGUCUGCUCCUCCCUCUGCGGAUGAAGCGCAGAUCCCAUGAUAAUGAGGCACCUGCAGACCAGGGAACCUGCACGGACAGCCCCAGAGGUGGACAUUGAGGACUUGUAGGAGGACUUGGGUCUCAUACCGAGGGUGGAGAGCAGGGCCCCUUCCUGGCUGAAGACACUCCGUGCUGUCCCCUCUCAAGGCUGCUUCCUCAUCUGACAAGAUCUCUUGUGAGCCCCCCACCAAGUGAGUCGAGGAGGGCUGGCCCCACCCCUGUGGAUUCGGAGUCCGUAGGAGAGGUGACACCUGUCAUGUCCCCACCCCGUGGGCACCUUCCCAUGUUUUGGAGGGUGGCCCAUGGUCAUGAGUUCCCCAUCCCGUGUCCCUCUUGGGGAAACAGGUUUCGGGGCAACUGGUCUUGUAGCAUGGGGCAGCCAGGCCGCCUGGGUGCAGCUGUGCCUGAAGGCCUCCUGGCACCGGGACAGGGCAGCUGAUCCCACCAGCGGGAAGGUGGUGCGUUCCGGUGCUGGGAUCCACCAGCUGACAGGCGGAGCUUCGAGCCUCCAGUGCUCAGCCCUCGGCAGGGCCUGCCUGGCAGCCCCACACACAGAGGGCAUCAGGGUGGCGGGGGCACGUGUUACAUGGGGGACCUGGGUCUGAGUCACCCACUUCCUCCGUAUCUGGAUGGGAGGGCGCAGCGCCCCUCCUCCACGCCAUCCUGAUCUGGAAGGAUAAAUGGGGAGGGGAAAGCCUGCUGGGUAGAAGGAACAGCGAGCGGCCAGGGUAAGUCCCCACUCUCAGAGACCCUGACAUCAGCGCCACCUGGAGCAGAGUGGCCCAGCCUCACACUCAGAGCACCAAGACCCAGGCCCCCCGUCCCAGCUCCAUUCUUCACCCCAUAAUCUACAGUCCACAGCCCUGCCCCGUGAGCCCCGGCCAGGCCCACGAUGCCCCUCCUUGCUCCCCAGAUGCUGAGCCUGCUGCUGCUGGCGCUGCCCGUCCUGGUGAGCCCGGCCCACGCGGCCCCUGCCCCAGGCCAGGCCCUGCAGCGAGCGGGCAUCGUCGGGGGGAAGGAGGCCCCCAGGAGCAAGUGGCCCUGGCAGGUGAGCCUGAGACUCCACGGCCAGUACUGGAUGCACUUCUGUGGGGGCUCCCUCAUCCACCCCCAGUGGGUGCUGACCGCAGCACACUGCGUGGGACCGGACGUCAAGGAUCUGGCCGACCUCAGGGUGCAGCUGCGAGAGCAGCGCCUCUACUACCAGGACCAGCUGCUGCCGGUCAGCAGGAUCAUCAUGCACCCGCAGUUCUACACUGUCCAGACCGGGGCGGACAUUGCCCUGCUGGAGCUGGAGGAGCCCGUGAACGUCUCCAGCCAUGUCCACAUGGUCACCCUGCCCCCUGCCUCGGAGACUUUCCCCCCGGGGACACCGUGCUGGGUCACCGGCUGGGGUGACGUGGACAAUGAUGUGCCCCUCCCACCGCCAUUUCCCCUGAAGCAGGUGAGGGUCCCCAUAAUGGAAAACCACAUUUGUGAUGCGAAAUACCACUCUGGCCUCUACACGGGAGACGACGUUCGCAUCAUCCGCGACGACAUGCUGUGUGCCGGGAACAGCCGGAGGGACUCCUGCCAGGGCGACUCCGGAGGGCCCCUGGUCUGCAAGGUGAAUGGCACCUGGCUGCAGGCUGGUGUGGUCAGCUGGGACGAGGGCUGUGCCCAGCCCAACCGGCCCGGAAUCUACACCCGCGUCACCUACUACUUGGACUGGAUCCACCGCUACGUCCCCGAGAAGCCUUGAGCCAGGCCUGUGUCACCCGGGUCAGCGGAGGGCCAGCCCCUCCUGUCCAAAACACCACUGCUUCCGACCUAGGUGGCUACUGUCCCCCACACCUUCCCUGCCCCGUCCCAAGUGCCCCGUCCUGUCCUGAGCCCCCUGCUCUGUCCCGAGCCCCUUCCCCUGUCCUGAGCCCCCUCCCCUGUCCUGAACCUGACCCCUGCACGGGGCCCUCCGGCCCUGCCCUGCCCAGCUAGCUGGUGGUGGGUGCUAAUCCUUCUGAGCGCUGGACCUCAUUAAAGUGCAUGAAAAUCAA